GUACAUUCUCCUAAGUGUAACAGGGACAAAACGCCACACCGGUUAACAGCAAGGCGCCUCCUGUUAACACGCUCGUUGUGGAUGCGUUGACGGUAAAGCUGCCAAUAAACAGGCAGUCCUACUAAAUGCUCCAGUGAAGCCCGUCACAAAUAAGUUGGAAGCGGCGAUGUGUGCGCCGGCAGGUGACGACGUUCCUCCGGACACCGGCAGGCUUGCGCAGACUGGCUGCGAUUGUGGCAGCCCCCCUCGCUUGACUGUGUGACAGGGACCUUCCCCCGCUUGCCGAAGCCGCUCUUAUUUCGCAGCUGCUCGCUCGGCCGCGGCGAGCGACACGUCUCCGGUCUCGGAGGAUCAUUCAUCGGCCGUGACGAGGAUGAGCUGGGCUCGCAAGUUGACGUAACAAGAUUACAAUGAAAGGAUACAUUUUUCCCAGUGUUUAUGAAAGUCUCAGUACUGUACCGUCACCAGGGGGCAUCCAUACAAUAAUAUACUUCAGGAAACAUCAUUAGUUGAACAUUUGGAAAGAAAAGCGAGCAAAUUGAAGACUGAAGAAAGAAGAGGCGUGCGUGUGUAAUGCAAGGCGGCUUGCUCGGGCGGCGAUGGCAGCGGAGCAGCGCUGAAGCAGCGGGCUCUUUUCCGAGAUUUCUGCUCGUAAUUUUGUUGUGGCACAGGCUUUUGCAGCCGUUGUUGUGAAUUGAUCUAACAUGGCGACUGUACCCGUCUAUUGCAUCUGUAGAUUACCUUACGACGUAACCCGCUUCAUGAUCGAGUGCGAUGCCUGCAAGGACUGGUUUCACGGCAGCUGUGUUGGUGUGGAAGAGGAAGAGGCGCCAGACAUUGACAUCUAUCAUUGUCCAAACUGUGAGAAAACACAUGGGAAAUCAACAUUGAAAAAGAAGAGGAACUGGCACAAGCACGACACAGGACAGAAUGCAGAGGUGAAGCCAGUACAGAAUGGCAGCCAGGUGUUCAUUAAGGAGCUGCGAAGCAGGACAUUCCCAAGUUGUGAGGAUGUGGUGGUGAAGGUGAAUGGAAGCCAACUGACGUUAGACUACUUGGAGGAGAGGGGAUUUGCAGACCCCAUUCUGGUUCCCAAGAAAGAUGGCCUGGGGAUGUCUGUUCCAGCACCGACGUUCUACGUAAGCGAUGUGGAAAACUAUGUGGGUCCAGAAAGAUUGGUAGAUGUGACAGAUGUGACCAAGCAGACAGAAAGCAAAAUGAAGAUCAAAGAGUUUGUGGACUAUUACUAUAGUACCAACAGAAAACGUGUGCUCAACGUGAUCAACUUAGAGUUCUCCGAUACCAGAAUGGCCAGCUUUGUGGAAAGCCCUGAGAUUGUCCGAAAGCUCUCCUGGGUUGAAAAUUACUGGCCUGAUGACGCACUACUCGGAAAGCCUAAGGUUACAAAAUACUGCUUAAUCUGUGUGAAGGAUAGUUAUACGGACUUCCACAUAGAGUCUGGAGGAGCCUCUGCUUGGUACCAUAUCCUCAAGGGGGAGAAGAUCUUCUUCUUGAUCAAACCAACAUCCGCAAACAUAUCGUUGUAUGAGCGCUGGCGUUCUGCAUCCAAUCACAGUGAAAUGUUCUUUGCUGAUCAAGUGGACAAGUGUUACAAGUGUGCUGUGAAGCAAGGACAGACAUUAUUCAUCCCUUCUGGUUGGAUUUAUGCAACUUUGACCACAGUGGACUGUCUAGCUUUUUCUGGCCAUUUUCUUCAUAAUUUAACCGUUGAAAUGCAGAUGAGAGCAUAUGAAGUGGAAAAGAGACUGAAAAUCAAAAGCCUCACUCAGUUUGACAACUUUGAAACAGCAUGCUGGUACGUUGGGCGGCAUCUACUGGACAGAUUUAAAGGUUUGCACAAAGCUGGGAAACAACCGGCCCCUCACCUGGUGCAGGGAGCCAAGAUCCUUAAUGGUGCUUUCAGAUCAUGGACCAGAAAACAGGCUCUUCUGGAACAUGAAGAUGAGCUUCCAGAGAACAUGAAGCCUGCACAGCUUAUCAAAGACCUUGCCAAAGAGAUUCGCUUGACAGAGCAGAACGCCUCUAAAGUAAUCAAGGUGGAACCAAGUGUGAUCCAUCCUAUGGAGGAGAAACCACUCAUAGAACCAGAUGAACCAAUUUCUCCAGUGCACAUCCCAACACCUCCCAGUGAGAAAGCACCUCGAAAGAAAGUUGCCAAGCUGCCAAAGUCUCCAAAGACACCCAAAGUGAAGGAAGGUGGCAAGAAAAAAGCCAAGAAGUUGAAAGAAGGAUCGGUUUCACCAGUUGUACCCACCCUUGACGUCCUGGAGGCUCACACAAAAGAAGCCUUGACCAAAAUAGAGACGGCAAAAAAAGUGAAGCCUCCGAAGCACGUGGCAAGUACGCCUGAAAAUGAGGUACUUGAUAAACCGAACAGUGCUAACAAAUUUGAGAUCAGAGAACAGAACAAAAACAAAACAGAAGCAAAAUGGAAAUAUAAGAACAGUAAACCGGACUCACUAUUGAAAAUGGAAGAGGAGCACAAACUGGAAAAAACACCUUUAUUAGGAAAUAAAGACAACAAAUCAGCAUUCUUGUUUUCUAACAAGAAAUUACUAAGUUCUAAAGGCCUGAAACCACAGGCUAAUUCGGGGGUGUUCAGCUCAUUACAAAACUUAAAAGAAGAUCAAAAGAAAAUGGUGAGAGACGAGUAUGAAUAUGUCUCUGAUGAAGGUGAGCUGAAGAUUGAUGAAUUUCCAAUAAGAAGAAAAAAGAAUGCCACCAAGAGAGAUUUGAGCUUUUUAUCAAAUAUUAAGGAGCCCAUUCAGCAGAGUAAGAAAUCAAAGCUUCAGCCACAUCCAGCCAAGAGUGAUGAUUCAUCAGAUGAAGAGUCUCUACACAUAGAUACAGACGUCAAGCCUGAGGUCAAAAGUCGAAAUUCUAAGGUGAAAAAGGAAAGUGGGUCUGCUGCUGGAAUUCUAGAUUUGUUACAAGCCAGCAAGCAAGUUGGGGGAAUAGACUAUAGUACAAACAGCCAACCUCCUGCAUCUCCCAGCACACAAGAAGCUAUCCAGGGAAUGCUGUCAAUGGCUAAUCUUCAGUCAUCUGACUCCUGUCUAGAAAGCUCCUGGAACAAUAGCCAGUCUAAAAACAGCUUGCUUUCAAUGCAGUUAUCCAAGAAAUCCAGCAACAACAAGCAGCGCCCAGCCAAGCGCAUAGUCAAAAGAAGCACAAAAAGCAGCAGUUUGGACAGCAUCGAUAUGUUUGAUGAUGAGCAGGAUAAUUUGGAUGCUUGCUUCAAGGAUUCUGACUAUGUUUACCCAUCUCUUGAGUCUGAUGAAGAUAAUCCCAUUUUCAAGUCCAGAUCUAAGAAAAGGAAAAGCUCUGAUGACACUCCCUAUAGCCCCACAGCCAGAGUCGGUCCAUCAGUUCCUCGACAAGACAGGCCUGUCCGUGAAGGAACGCGAGUGGCUUCGAUAGAAACCGGACUGGCAGCUGCUGCGGCCAAGCUCUCCCAGCAGGAGCAACAUAAAACAAAGAAAAAGAAAAAUACCAAAAAGAAGCUAUCUUUAGACGAGACAAAUAAACUCUCUCAGGAAAGCAGCUCACCAGAACAGAAGUCUGAUUCACACCCGAGCAGCCUGGAUCAUGAAUACACAGCAGGCACAGUCAAGACACCAGGAGGCCCACAGCCCAUGGCUCCAGGGGUAUUCCUUACUCAGAGGCGGCCAUCAACAUCAUCUCAAAACAAUGCAUCCGCCAAAGCUAAGCGGCUGAAGAAAGGUAUGGCGACCGCCAAACAGAGGCUUGGGAAGAUCUUAAAGAUUCACCGGAAUGGGAAGCUUCUCCUGUAACACAGAGACUCUAAAGCUGGGACUCGUUCACAUCUCAGGUUUAAUAACCUGGUCCUGACCCUAAACUUGUUGUCAAAUGGAUUGAAAAUGGACUUCAGCAGCAAACUGUACCAUCUGGGGAGUGAAACAGGUUAUGUUUUCCAAUUUCUAAGAAGAAUAUAGCUCAUAAAAGAGGCAUUUGCCUUUACUUAUACAGUACUUUAUAACUUUCAGAUAUUAAAGUGUACAGAAUAUCCGCUAUAAAUAUUUUUUAAAAAUCUGCGCGUCUCCGUUUACUACAGUUGUUAGUCUAGCGAGGGCUGCUCAGCCACACUGCACAUCAUUCCAACCCCUAGAAAGUAUCCCUCUUAACUGCAAGCACAGACAUCAUGGACUCUUACUCAGGGUCCGGCGCCGCUCAUUUGCACAAAUUUAAGGACAGAAAAAGAAUGCAUUAAGUGAGGAAAGCAAGCAUUACAGAAAGACACCUUUUAGAAGAGAUUGGAAACAGCACUUAUCAAUAAAGGAAUAACCACAAACAAAUCAUCCUUUUAUUCAUAGGGAGACAUGAAAUGCAUCUUAUCCCAAAAGGCCCCGGGCUCAAAAAAGCAGCAACCUGCAAUUUAUGUGAUACUUGUGCAUUGCAGUGCACCCACACAUCCUUCUGUUUGCUUCACUUAGUGAGAGCAACAGUGGACCCACCGAGGGAUGGUUAUGUUCAUUCUAUCAGUUGCCUAGCAGCAAAGUAUCUUUAUGCUCCCUGGAGGAGCAGAGCAUAGCCAUGCAUUGUACAUCUUUGACCUAUAAUUAACCAUAGUGCCUCCUAGAGGUAGACGCACACAGGUGUUUACAAGCCAUCAGUUGUCUAGCACAGUAUCGCAGCAAUGCUAGUGGGGGCAGCAGGCAGUCACACAUGUGCCAACUGGAGGUCCAGAAUCCAUGCAAAUCAACUAAAACACUAAAACAUGAAAUCCCAAAUCCCAGAUGGCAGCUCCAGCCAUUCUCAGAUGCUGAUUUGGAUUUGGAGCAGCAGCAGACAUCUGCGUAUUUUGGAGAUGGACUACUAAGUUGAAAAGGAGAACAUGGCCAACUUGACUGUUAAUAUAGUAGAGCUAUUUAUGUAACACCAUACCUGAACUUCAUAGCCAGUUCCAUUUUGGAUGGAGCAUGCAUGUGACAGCAGAAAUUUCCUGGAGGUGAUAUGAAAUAAAGGUAUCUUGAAGCAAGUAUUGCUGAUGGGCUUUUGACUGUCUGGAAGCUAAAGCAUAAUGUGUAUCGCUAGCAUUUACAAACACCAUUAUGGUGCUUCACAACCACAAAAGGGUAGUGUGAUGUCAGACAUUGUCGUUCUGUUUUCUGCAAGACUUACAAAAAGGAACCACAUGUCACAGAGUUUUGGCCACUAGCUCACUACUGUACACAUUAGUAUACAGUCAGAGACAUAUCUGUUAAUAGAGUAUGAGUGCUUCCAUCUCACCACAUUCCUGGGGAGACAAAUACAUCUCUUGAACAGGGCAGUACAACGUGUUCCACAAUUCUAACACAAAACUGCAUUCAAACUUUACAUCACCAUGAUUGCAUCAGAAUAGCUGUCCAUUGUAAUAUUAUAAGGCUAUAAUGCCUAAAACCCUAACACACGUUUUAUAAAAAUGGUGCACAGAACUGUAGCAAAAUUGGACACCUGGGCAGUGGUGUAUUUAACCAAACCAGUCCUAGAAAGCAUUGGUGUUCUGCAGUGAUCACCAUAAAGGCACUUAAUAACUGAAAAAGUUAUAUUGUCAAAUAAACAAACAAUUGCAUUCCAGUUAAAGUUAAUUCCUCAAAAGAAAAAAUUAAUUGCACUUGGUCAUCUUUGAAAGAACAUAAUCAUUCAUAUUCACCAUUUACUCUUAUAAAGCUGUGCCAAAACAAAUCAAAAUGAAAGCAGGUCCACAACAACUAACAGACAGAGCAAAAUAUAACUGUGACAGCACGCAAUACAAAGCUGUCAAGAACAGAACUCUGUUGUGUCAUUUUAAAAGGGAAGAAGUUCAUCUUGGUUAACACACUAGCUUAUUAUAACACAUGCAAGGCCACCAGUGAUACCCCCAAAUGAUCUCUAAACACAUUGCUUAAAAAAAUCUCCAAUCCUAUCCCUUUAAGGCCAUGUCAUAGCCUUCAUUUACAUAAUCUUCAUUAGUCGGAGGCAGUCGGCAGCAUGCUUCUUUGAAGAUGUGACAUACCCAGUGAUUUAAUCCAAUUAGUCUGCAACUUGCUCAAAUAAAAUCAAACCAGUCUGAUUUUACCUUUAGUCGUAGAUGUGGACUCCAAUGACUAUUCAUCUGGAAGUACAGUGCAUAUAAUGCAGCGACGAGGAAUAAGCAACAUGUGUGUUCUUACAAACAGAAGAGAAGUUUGUCUGUCUGAUGUCUCAUGUUUUACUUGCCACAACAGAAUAGAAAAAAAAAAAAAAAAAAAGACAAAAGAGAUAUUGCCUCAUCUUUCCAUCGCUGUUAACUCUUCAUACAGCACAGGCUUCAUCGAGCAGCAUGGUAUUGGCUGGCACAAAAAGGUGUGCACACUGCAGCAGUGGAAGAUCAGUGCUCAGUCUGUAAAUUAGACUUUCCCAGAGAUCUUCAGUCAUUUAAACUGACAUGGUCUGGAAAUGCGAUCAGCAACUGCUGUCGGCAAAUCUGACAUACCCCACAACUAGAAGUCAUGUAAUAUCAGCUUUAGAUUCUCAUUAAAUAACUUACAAAAUACAUGGCACUUCAUUUCAGUGACUGCAGUAGUCCAGGUAAAUUUAAUGUUGCAUGUUUUUUUAAAAUUAUUCUACUAAUUCAAAAUUAUCUAAAACAUGAGAAGGUAUUAAUGAACUGACUCCUUCUUAUGUGGCCCUGCGUAAGUAUUGAACCUGCCUGGUUAUGCUGUAGCGAUCUACUUAUUGCCUCACUGUAAAAUAUUAAAAUUUGCGGCUUUCUUCUGCCUCUUUCCAGUGACUUUUGAAAAUAUUGCUUUAAAAAAAAAUAUAUCUACCGGUAUAUAUUUCACAUUGACACUUAAAACAUUUUUGGAAGCAUUAUGCUGACAUUUGAUUAAUUUAAUAAUUCAAGUUCAAAACCUGAUUUCCAAUACAGAAGCACCAAGAGUCCGUUUCAGGGCACAAUUACUCACAAACCCAUGCUCACCCAUGCUGGCUCAGACUGAGCCAUUUUAGAGUCAUCAGGCAACCUAAGGGAUAUGGCCAGAAACAGUGAUGUCCCAGGAGGAAGCCCAAACUCCACACAGACAAUGUCCAGGCCACGAUUUGAGCUGAUGAAUUAGACAGAACCUGUGAGAAAGUAGCACCAAGCACUGUGUCACAGUGUUACAGUUAAUACAGUAGCAGGGUAAAUUGUGGAUUUGUAUUACAUUUUAAUUCACAUUGAAUGACAAAUUCAAAUUAUUACAAAUUGAAAAAAGAUAAUAUAAAAAUAAACUCAAGCUUUUGACAGGGACCCUUGUUGGUGUCACAAUGAUGAACUUUCCCCUUAAUAGAUGAGUAAAAAAAAACAAAUUUCUAGUAUUCUGUGUCUUAAUUUAGCACGUGGUCACUAUGCAUGUAAACGAUGAGCCACCAGGGAAUGAAGGCAACAUGUUAGCAACAAAAAAAAAAAAGUGCUCCGACAGAGAAAAGUGGUGGAGGUGAGAGUCAUCCAUUGCAUGACUCGGUAGUAGAAAUGGUCAACUGAAGUUCAAACUUAGCUCUUCUGAUUUGAGACUUGACUUCUCUGAAAUGCAUGCACACACUAGGCUGAACUGUACAGAUGUGAUCCAGCAGUGAUCCCAUUAAGUCUACAAUGACAAGGGAGCUCUGGUUUGGAGCAGACGGAACGCCCCAUAUACUAGGGCAUGAACUGUGCAGACAACUAACCAUGACAGUAUUAUGAAUGGAUGGGAUAAGAACUGAUGAAGGUGCUAUAAUGCCUGCCAUCAAGGCAGAUGGGUGACAACACUAGACAGGUGUCCACGAAGGUCCCUGCUGACCCCCCCCCCCCCCACCCCCAAUUUUCCCAAGUUUGACAGGGAUACUUUCUAACCCUGCGCUGUUUCUCAGGCAACACCAAAUAUAUUUAACUGCAUUAUGGUAUGUAGAAUGUAGCUUGUAAAUAGCUUUUUCAAUGAUGCCUUUUUGUAACUAAGUGAGUUUUCUUUCUUAAUGACAGUUCAUGAUAAGUUUUUACAACGUUUUUUGCUAAUUAUGACCGAUGAUAUUAAAAAAAAAAAAACACGUCUUUUUAUUUUGUAGCUGAUACCCAGUAGGGGUUCAUUUUAUUAGAGCAGAGUGGUGUUGCCUGAAAAACCACCGCGCGACUCUGUAUGGCCUUACACACCUGGACACAUGAUGCUCCCUGACCCCUGCCUACACAUACAUACUCACUCGUUCACACUUGUACACACACGUUCAACACAACCAGAAUCACACUUAAUGUAAACAGGGGAGGGUGGGGGUUUAAGCUUCCAUGAGCAGACCAGCUUCUUGUUUUCAUGUUUUUAACCUGAAAGUUAUUUUACUAGCACCUUGUGAAGUGUUCUCAGUGUCUGUGAUGAUGUAAUUUAUUAAUGUUUGUAGCUUUUUAUAUUUAUACAUUUCUUAAAAGCUUUGUUAAAAAAAAAAUAUAUAUAUAUAUAUAUACAGCUUGUGAAAACCUCUAGGACUUCUCUGGUAUGCGGACACAAGCCUUACACCCUGCUAACAGAUUUGCAGACAAACUGCAUUUGGAAGAGCCCUUCUGUUGUUGAUUUUUUAAUUAUUUUUAUUUUUUUAAUGCCACGGUGAAAUGUUAUACAUAGCCCCAGAAACACUGACCUCCAUUAUUUUUCUUAAUACGCAGCUAUGUGGUAUUAUCCUGCCAUCAUGCCUUUUUUUUUGGUAAUCUGUAAAUUUCUAACCAGGUUUACUGUGGUGAUCUAUUGAAGUGUUUUAGCUACCAAUGGAAAAUCUUGUAUCAAUUCCUCCGAACUCAAAUACACUCAGAUCAAACUCUAAUAAGAGGAUCAUUUCAUUUUUUUAUAAAAAAAAAAUAUAUAUAUA
Molecule: messenger RNA, 8847 nt
Organism: Erpetoichthys calabaricus (reedfish)
Lineage: Eukaryota; Metazoa; Chordata; Cladistia; Polypteriformes; Polypteridae
Gene: phf2
Product: PHD finger protein 2
Exons: 22
Coding region: 705-3815 (1036 amino acids)
Biological process (GO): protein demethylation; regulation of transcription by RNA polymerase II
Molecular function (GO): histone demethylase activity; transcription coregulator activity
Source: RefSeq, a predicted model, not a curated record